AUGUCUGUGGACAUACUCUUUUCCGGCUGGAUUAAGCCCGAGUCGGCGCGGGGCUGCGUCUUUAACAUCCAGGGAGGCGAGAAGUUCUGCUUCCACCAGGAAGCCCUUGAAGAUUCCCCCAGCCCCUCCGAAGGAUUAAUAAUAGAGAAGACAGAUUUUGCUGCUGACUCCUUGGAGUGGUGUGAACAAAGCACAGAGGGAUGCGACUCAUGCUAUGAGGUUUUUGAAUCCUUGAGGCACACCGGCGCUCUGUCAGAACUGAAUGGAGACGGAGAAAACUCUCGGGAGGCUCUGUUGGGAUCAGAGGACGCCUCCUUUGGCUGGAAAGUAACCGAGGGCGGCUUCUGUUCAGCGCUCACAAAGACCCGAAGGAGGGAGUCUGUGUCAGCCAAGGAUGGCCCCAGAGAAACAAAAGAGGUUUAUGCUGGCCAGUGCAGCGGUGGCCGGAGGAAAGGUCCCGAGAGCUACGCGGACCCCGGCGCUUCCCUGAAACUCUGUACCAGAGAUUCAUGCCCAGCCGAGACCCCGGCCUGUGCAUGGAACACGAAAACCGACUUUCGCCAACAGCCGUCGAGUUCACCGGGGGCGUUGAACCAAACUCAGGUCGAGAGCCGCACGGAGCCGUGCAAUGUUCCCAAAAGCCGACACGACACAAACACCUUUGAGGCGAAGGUAAAGGCUCCCGCAGACACUCGAGCACUGAAGGGGCACGUGCAACUCGCCGACCCCGCAGUCUCAGAAACUUGCGUCGUACAUAUCGACGGCCCGGUUGUGGGAACACGCCCACAACAAUGCGCACAUAAACACAACACAUGGCCCCUGACAAAAAGUACAAUUACAGAAAGCCAAAAGACAAAACGUGAAGGAACAUUCGAAAGCUACGAUGCCCUUGACGGAGAUGAGCUGCUGAGCACUCACUCUGAAAAGAAAGAUGCAGUUUUAAAAAGCUGCGACAGUUUCUGUGGGGCUACACAUGAAAAACAUUCGGAGGCUUUAGCCAAUGUGGACAGAGAAUUAGCAGAUCGGAGGUGCUCCAGCAAGGAUGAAGAGGACUCCAACGAGAAUUUAAGCACAUGCUAUAGAACAGGGCACAGAGUGGAGAGUAAAUGUAAGGCUAGUGCACAUAUAGAUGUUCCAGACCUCACAGAUGCAGUAAAAUGUAACACAAAUGUAGAAUACACAGACUAUGGAUUGACUGCAAAUAACACAAAGCCAGAGUUCAGAGCCACAUCAGAGGCGGUGGCCAGCGCACUGGCACAGGAGGUGGAUUGUUACCGCUCACAAUCCGAGCGUAAAGAAGGCAGUGACAGAGGAUUACCGGCGGUCCUACCAGCCAUAGGAAGUUCUGAGGAAAAGGCAUGCGUGCGAGACGUCUGCUUCCAGAAGAACGGACCUACCGCAACAGAAGAAACCAAAUCACCUUGGCUACUGAACGAAAUCUGCAAUCUCAGUGAAGGCCAGACAUGGGUAGGAUUGCCCUGCUCCCCUCCACAGCCUAAAGAGGAAUGGAAGAGGGAGGAUGGUCGUGUUUAUCCUGACCAGGAGCAAGCUGUGGACACAGGGCCACAGUGGGACCACUCAGACGAUGAGGUUUUUGUCAAAGAUGAGGUCCCGUACCAGUCCGGCCACCCGGCGCCAUAUCCUGAGUGUAACGGGAUCAAACAAGAAGACAAGGGCUCCAUGUCUUCAUCUCCCAAAACUUAUCACGUCCGUCAGAUCGUAAACCAUGGAGAAAGUUCUCAGGAUCACCAUCCAUUUUCAGAACGCUUCGCCACACCGACCCUAUCUCUAAGAGGCAAGUUCCAACAAGGAGCAGAAGCGAGAACCCCCACGGAUGUCAAUCUGAAGGGCCCACAAGAAAAUGUCCACCAAAUGGUCAAGCUGCCAUCCUGGGUUACACAGAAUGAGGGACGAUGUGCCGGCCUCUCCGGAGUGAGAGAGCAGACGGAGGUGAAGAACAAGGAGAAAGCCUCUGGGUCUCGUGGCGGGAGACAUUGCUACCGGGCGGAUUUGGACCCUGACGAAUUUUACCAGCAGCGAAGACACAAGUGUUUGGACGACCUCUGGAUCGAGCAGCAAAAGAAAUAUAAGAGCAAACUGGCCGGAGGCACCAGAGGCAGCAUGGACCAACUGGACAGGCUGUUACCUGAGAGGACCGACAAAACGGACGCCGGAGUCCCGUUGGAGCAGAUGGAGGCCUUCCGGGGGAUGCCCCUCAUGAGCCACUGUUUCUCUCACAGCACCCCUAUUGGUCUUGACUGCCUUGGCUGGAGAAGAGGCAUAUUCUGUGAGUACCUGCGUUAUCUUAUGAGCGUUAGAGGCUAUUUUCAACUCGCUAUUGCAGUGGUUCUGCUGCCGAGCCGCUGA
Molecule: messenger RNA, 2367 nt
Organism: Menidia menidia (Atlantic silverside)
Lineage: Eukaryota; Metazoa; Chordata; Actinopteri; Atheriniformes; Atherinopsidae
Source: the annotation of a GenBank genome assembly